Molecule: messenger RNA, 1085 nt
Organism: Ziziphus jujuba (common jujube)
Lineage: Eukaryota; Viridiplantae; Streptophyta; Magnoliopsida; Rosales; Rhamnaceae
Product: small ribosomal subunit protein uS3x
Exons: 6
Coding region: 132-839 (235 amino acids)
Biological process (GO): translation
Cellular component (GO): nucleus; cytosolic small ribosomal subunit
Molecular function (GO): structural constituent of ribosome; RNA binding
Source: RefSeq, a predicted model, not a curated record
UAACCGUCAAAGUAAGGCGCUUUCACCGUCGGAUUAUCUUUAUCAACUCCAGUAUUACUCUUCUAGGGUUCUCUUCAACCAACAAGGCUUCGGGCAGCAGAGCUUCUCUAGUCCAAUACUAACAUCCAACUAUGGCGACUCAAAUGAGCAAAAAGCGAAAGUUCGUAGCUGACGGAGUUUUCUUCGCGGAGCUGAACGAAGUUUUGACCAGAGAACUGGCGGAAGAUGGAUACUCUGGCGUUGAAGUUAGGGUUACGCCGAUGCGAACGGAGAUCAUCAUCAGGGCCACUAGGACUCAGAAUGUUCUUGGUGAGAAGGGAAGAAGAAUUAGGGAACUUACAUCUGUUGUUCAGAAACGUUUUAAGUUUCCUGAGAACAGUGUUGAGCUAUAUGCUGAGAAAGUCAACAACCGAGGACUCUGUGCUAUUGCUCAGGCUGAGUCAUUGCGCUACAAGCUUCUAGGAGGGCUUGCAGUCCGAAGGGCUUGCUAUGGUGUCCUCAGAUUUGUCAUGGAGAGUGGAGCAAAAGGAUGCGAGGUUAUUGUCAGUGGUAAGCUCAGGGCUCAGCGUGCAAAAUCUAUGAAGUUUAAGGAUGGAUACAUGAUAUCAUCUGGACAGCCCGUGAAAGAAUAUAUUGACUCUGCUGUGAGGCACGUGCUCCUUAGACAGGGUGUUCUUGGUAUCAAGGUAAAGAUCAUGCUCGAUUGGGAUCCCAAGGGUAAGCAAGGUCCCACAACGCCUCUACCUGAUCUGGUUACCAUCCAUCCACCCAAGGAGGAAGAUGAAUACAGCAUAAGGCCGUCUUUUGCGGCGACAGAUAUACCAGUUGCUGUUGCUUAAAAUUUCUUUGUUUUCCUUUUACUUUGAGUUCCUCUUUUUCUUUAGAAAAUGGAUCUAGUAUUUGGUUAAAAUUAGGAAGUAUUGUUUUGGAGUCUGUUUAUGAUAUAUUACUAUCCUUAUGGUUUAUGAUAUUUUGAAUCUGUCAUGAACUGUUGUAUCCUUGUUUCUGAACCAAAACCUGGUGCCAAGCAGUUGUUUCAUUGAUAAAUAGAGAUGGUAAGAGAAAUUUUUUUUUAUUACAUACAA